Messenger RNA from Aspergillus tanneri, 4737 nucleotides. RefSeq lists its product as uncharacterized. Gene Ontology annotation, molecular function: ABC-type peptide transporter activity; ATP binding; ATP hydrolysis activity. Gene Ontology annotation, cellular component: fungal-type vacuole membrane; fungal-type vacuole. Gene Ontology annotation, biological process: transmembrane transport. The record is from RefSeq and is a predicted model, not a curated record. Lineage: Eukaryota; Fungi; Ascomycota; Eurotiomycetes; Eurotiales; Aspergillaceae. Bases 1 to 4737 code for a protein of 1578 amino acids. The transcript has a single exon.
AUGCUAUCCAAGGCGGCGAAGGCCGAGCUGCUCCAAUUCGACGUCGACCGUCCUCGAGGUCAAAUCACUUUUAUUGCAUUGGAGCUUGUUGCUUUAGUAGGUGAAGUGACCAAUUUUAUUGCCAUUCUGUUCACGAAUGGCUGGGGUGACCUUGGUAAACUGCCUGCCCUCGUGAAGUUGGUUUCCUGGGGUUACAUAUUAUUCCUGGUGUUGGUUCGAUUUCUUUCGAUCUUCGGGCUGCAUUCAUUUCCCAGGCUCUGGGAUCACACAGCUGCUUUGUAUGGGCUGCAAUGGCUCUUUACCGUAUUUGUUUUCCGGUCUUCCGUCAUCCAUCCGAUAUCAAGGCGUGCAUUAAGCUUUAGUGCUAUCGAGUUCUUGUUGUCUACCUUUCUCUUUCUUAUUGCCUUGACCACUCGUAGAGGGAAUAAGACAGUUUUGGUUCCACGUGAAGAUGGACUUCAGCCGGCAAGACACUCAACUGCGAGCUUGCUAUCUCUUUUCACAUUUUCCUGGCUUGACCCUCUCGUCUACAAAGGCUGCAGACAAACUCUUGAGCUCGAAGACGUCUGGAAUUUAACGAAGUCCCAGAAGGCCGCAACAGUACUGGAGGGUUUUCGCUGCAAACAGUACAAAGGGUCAUUAACCUGGAAGCUCUUGCGUUACUUCGCUGGCACCCUCCUGAUGCAAGGUGCAUGGACUAUCCUUUCGAGCUUUUUCACCUAUCUUCCCACAAUUCUUCUCAGGGUAAUUGUACAAUACGUUGAGGAUCCGAGGUCCACCACGGCGAAUGCUGCCUGGUUGUACGCCAUAUUGUUGCUUUGUUUCGGAGCGAUCCAGGGAAUAGCCGAUGGACAGGCCCUCUUCAUCGGGCGCAUGCUCGGCGUGAAACUUCGUGCUAUCAUUAUCGGCGAGAUCUAUGCCAAAGCCCUUAGACGAAAGGCCGUUGCAGCCGUCGACUCGACGCAAAAGAUAACAGACGACUCUCCUACAGGUAACAAAAAGAAGGAUGUUUUUUCUUUUGGCCGUAAGAAGAGGGCCGCAACUGAUCCGGAAACGAGCCCAGGAGGUGUGAAACCAGAAGCCGAGGACGCGACUCAGCUGGCGAACGUCGGGACGGUCAUCAACUUAAUGGCGAUUGAUUCCUUCAAAGUUAGUGAGGUGGGCGCCAAUCUACAUUUCCUAUGGGCUAGCGUGCCAGUGCAGAUUAUUAUCGCUGUCUCACUCUUGUAUCGGCUGCUAGGGUUCAGCUCGUUUGCUGGUAUUAUCAUUAUGGUCCUAUUACUACCCAUAAAUAUCCUCAUUGCAAAGCAAUUUACGAAGAUACAAAACCAGAUCCUAAAGGGUACCGAUGCACGCAUCCACGCUACAAAUGAGAUCCUCCAAAACAUACGCAUUAUAAGAUAUUUUGCAUGGGAACAGCGGUUCCAGGAUAUUGUGGAUGAAAAGCGAAAAGCGGAACUUAAAGCCUUACGCUUCCGUUACAUCCUCUGGUCUGUGAUAGCAAUAGUCUUUUUUGGGACGCCGAUUCUCAUUACUUUCGCCUCCUUUUUCCUGUACACCGUUGUUGAGAAGAAGGACUUGACGCCCUCAGUGGCAUUCCCUGCCUUGUCCCUGUUCACGCUCCUCCGUGUCCCCCUUGACCAGCUUGCCGACAUACUAGCCCACGUUCAAGAAUCGAAAGUUUCUCUGGAGCGAGUGGACAAGUAUUUGAACGAGGAAGAAACCGAUAAGUACGUUCAGUUAGAGCCCGAGGAGAUCAGCGAACAGCCUUCUAGGAUCGCACUUGACAAUGCUACCCUUACCUGGGGUUCUAUCAAGGGUCGGUACUGGGAUGGUACGCCAGAUAAAACCCCUGCCGCGUUCCGUUUAAUCGACCUCAAUGUAUCUUUCCACGUCGGGCGUCUUAAUAUUAUCUCAGGGUCUACGGGCUCAGGGAAGACAUCCCUCCUGAUGGCUUUAAUUGGAGAAAUGAAGCUCCUGAAAGGGCGGGUUUGUUUGCCAGGUGGAACUGUUAGCAGGGCAGAGCUUCCAGUGGAUCCCCAGACAGGCCUUAUAGAAAGCGUUGCAUACUGUGCACAGGAAGCGUGGCUCGUGAAUGACACUGUAAAGGAAAAUAUUGUUUUUGCAUCUUCAUUUAAUCAACGGCGCUACAAUGCUGUGAUCAAAGCAGGCGCUCUGGAACGAGAUUUGGCCGUCCUUCAUGCUGGUGACCAAACAAUGGUUGGGGAGAAUGGAGUCAGUCUCUCAGGAGGCCAGAAGCAACGAAUUUCUCUCGCACGCGCUAUCUAUAGUAGAGCCCGGCACAUCCUCUUAGAUGACUGUCUUAGUGCUGUCGACUCCCAUACAGCAAAGCAUAUCUUCAAAGAAGCUAUCGUGGGGUCUUUGAUGGUAGACCGCACUUGCAUACUUAUUACACACAAUAUUGCCUUGACUGUCCCACACGCACACCAUGUUGUUGUUCUUGAGAAUGGUAAAAUCGCCGCACAGGGCCAUCCGGACGAGGUAGCAGCUUCAGGCGCCUUUGGUGACAAUCUCCUUAAAUCUAGACCAGUCUCCAGAUCAAGUUCCCAAUGUUCAUAUCGCAGGCAUACGGGUCGGGAAGAACAGCACGAAGAGGACUUAGAUACGGCCAACAGUUCUGCUGUCAACAGUUCGACUGAUCAGGGUAUUAAAGGAAACGAUGCGCACCCGAGGCUCGUGGAGUCAAAGGCGGUUGGUAGUGUCCAAUGGUCAACUAUCAAGAUGUACCUUAAGUCUAUGGGCUCCUGGUAUUACUGGGCCUGUGCUCUGCUUGUCUUCUCGCUGCAGCGGUUAGGCUCGGUGUCCACAAAUAUUUGGAUAAGACAGUGGGCAAAUUCCUACCGUACUGAGGCUGCAGUGACUGCAGAUGCGGGCAACUAUGCUGCGAUGACAAAUUUGAAAUUUCCAUCUCUUAACAUUGGGGGUGUUCCAUGGACUUCAGCCUCAAGCAGCUCUCAACAUAGCACGCAGGUAUCAAUCAGUGCUUCAGCUGAUGUGAAUGUCUUUUACUAUCUUGGUGUUUAUGCGCUUCUUGGCGCCGUUUAUCUUUUAAUCUCGUUUACGAGGGAGGCCGUCCUUUUCUGGGGUUCUCUGCAUGCGUCUAUGAAAAUCCACAAUCGUCUUUUGAAGGCUGUGAUGCAUGCGAAAUUCAAGUUCUUUGAUUCCACUCCUCUAGGCCAAAUAAUGAACAGAUUCUCAAAGGAUGUCGAAGCGGUUGAUCAGGAAGUAGCCCCUGUGGUAAUUGGUAUGCUCCACUUCUUAGCAUCGGUUAUUAUAAUCGUGGUUCUUAUUUCUGUUAUCACACCUGGAUUUUUGGUUGCAGCAGUAUUCAUUACGCUUAUCUACUUUACUCUGGGUGCUGUUUACUUGAAUUCCUCUCGCGAUCUCAAACGACUAGAAUCUGUGCAACGGAGUCCUUUAUACCAGCAGUUUGGUGAAACGCUCAAUGGCAUCGUUACCAUUCGUGCAUAUGGCGAUGGACCGAGGUUUAUCGUGGACAAUCACCGUCGGAUAAACAACUACAAUCGGCCACACUUUUACCUCUGGGCUAUUGAUCGGUGGCUGGCACUCCGUGUUGAUAUUACGGGAGCCUCGAUAUCAUUUUUUACUGCCGUUUUCAUCAUCGCGAACAUUGGCAAAGUAGACGCCGGUGCUGCUGGACUUUCAUUGACAUAUGCAGUCACGUUCACAGAGAACGUCUUGUGGCUGGUCCGGCUUUAUUCUGAGGUUCAACAAAACAUGAACUCCGUUGAGCGCGUAAAUGAAUAUUUAGGUGUUGAGCAAGAAGCGGUGGCGGUCAUCGCCGAUUCAAGACCACCGGCCAACUGGCCAAGCCAUGGCGCAGUCGACUUUUCCAGCUACACCACUCGAUAUAGGGCUGAUCUUGAUCCGGUUCUGCAAAACAUCUCUUUUACCGUACAAGCUGGUGAGAAAGUUGGCAUUGUUGGACGUAAUGGUGCUGGCAAAAGCUCGCUUGCUCUUGCUCUUUUCCGUGCGCUUGAAGCAGAGAAGGGACGCAUAUACAUUGACGGCAUAGAUAUCAGUGCUAUUGGCUUGAAAGACUUACGAGAGUCAAUCACCAUUGUUCCUCAAGAUCCCACACUUUUCACCGGCACUAUACGGAGCAAUUUGGAUCCGUUUGGUAUGUUGACUGAUGAACAGAUUUUUACUGCACUUCGGCGCGUGCGCUUGAUUGGCUCCAGCGCCACAGGGACUACAACCCCCCUGACCGGUAUCAAAUAUCUAGAGCCCAGCACGUUGAUAUUGAAUGGUGCCAAUGUGGCUACCCAGGAUAAUAAGAACAUUUUCCUCAGUCUUGAAUAUCCUGUGUCUGAAUCCGGAUUGAACCUUUCUCAGGGCCAAAGGCAGUUACUGUGUCUGGCACGUGCGCUUCUCAAGAAUCCCAAGGUCUUGAUGAUGGAUGAGGCAACGGCUUCUAUCGAUUACAGUACCGACAGCAAGAUCCAAGAGAUGUUACGGGAGCUCCGGGACUGCACAAUCAUCACGAUCGCACACCGGCUGCAAACCAUCAUCGACUAUGAUAAGGUGCUGGUACUGGACCACGGCCGCGUUAUCGAGUUUGACCAUCCCUGGACGCUGAUAAACAAGACGGAUGGCCUCUUUCGAAGUAUAUGUGAAAACAGUGGCAACAUGGAAUUUCUGCUGGAUGGAGCGAAGAAGGCAUGGGAACAGAAACGUCUAGUAGAUGACUCAUAG